UUAAUCCUCACUCUCUUGGGUUUGCUUUGCCAGAAGUCCCCCCAGUCCUAUGAGAUCACUCCUAAAGGCGUGAAGAUCACCACCCUGGCCAACCCAGAGGACUACGGCAUGGACCAGAACAGCGACGACUCCACUGAUGAUGAGUCUGCGCCAAAGAAACCCAUUCCGUCCUGGGCAGAGGGUCUCCAGCUUCAGCAGGCGGUCAUGAAGCAGUAUUACGACCCCGUGGAUCUGCUGGCUCACUUUGGAGCUGUUGAGAUGCCCAAACUCGAGACGAUAUUCCACAAGAGCAAACCACGCUUCUUCAAGCGGACGAGUUCCGCCGUGUGGCACUCGCCCCCUCGAAUGGGCAGUUUGGCCUAAUUUUAUAAAGAGACAUUUUGGGAGAUUUUUUAUGGGGUUUGUGUUUUUUUCCUUAUCCUAUUCUGUCCUUUGAAUAAACUUUUAGAAAAUGCAAUUAUGUCUUCCUUCACUGUUUUGUGAGUAGUAGAGGUGGUGCUGUAAAAUAAAGUUUACCUGCACAGUCA
This is a messenger RNA of Engraulis encrasicolus (European anchovy), 527 nucleotides long. Its product is annotated as inner centromere protein-like. Lineage: Eukaryota; Metazoa; Chordata; Actinopteri; Clupeiformes; Engraulidae. Bases 109 to 363 code for a protein of 84 amino acids. The record is from RefSeq and is a predicted model, not a curated record. Gene Ontology annotation, biological process: metaphase chromosome alignment; meiotic spindle midzone assembly; mitotic cytokinesis. The transcript has 2 exons. Gene Ontology annotation, cellular component: meiotic spindle midzone; kinetochore; midbody.